CGGCACGUCUCAAGCCUCCAACUGGGAAUCUUGAACCUUUAACCUCUCAUCUUUUGGAUACUUACAUUUCUUCUCCUCUUCUCUCUCUCUACCUUCAUAACCACGUUUUACCAAGCAUCACCCUAGUCUGACGUCGUGGUAGUAGAGUGCUAUACUCCUAUCAUUUACGUGUCAAUAAAAACCCUCAAAAAGGAGAAAACAAAAGAGGGUAUUAUAGCAAUUGAAAAGGAAAUAAAGGAAAUAGCUGGUUAUCAUGGCAGCUCCCGAAGUUCAUCAUCUCUUCCACCACCCUAUCGCCGACCAUUCUUUUUCCGCCGAUCGCAAAACGCUAGCUGUAGCCAAGGAUACGAGUAUCGAGCUCUAUGAAAAGGUCGGAAAUGCCUUCAAGCUAAAGGAUGAAUUGAAAGGUCAUGAUAAGACCAUCACUGGUGUUGAUAUUGCUCCCCAAAGCGGCAGAAUUGUCACAUGUUCCCAAGACCGCAAUGCUUUGGUGUGGGAACCGUCCCCUACUGGAUAUAAGCCCACCCUAGUGCUUCUUAGAAUUGCUCGGGCCGCUACCUUUGUCCGAUGGUCUCCUUCCGAGACCAAGUUUGCUGUUGGAUCUGGCGAUAGGGUUAUUGCCAUUUGUUAUUUUGAAGAGGAGAAUGAUUGGUGGGUUUCCAAGCAUCUGAAGAAGCCUAUCCGAAGCACCAUUACCACUGUCAACUGGCAUCCCAAUUCGGUCCUUCUUGCCGCCGGCUCCACAGACGCCCACGCGAGAGUCUUUUCAAGCUUCAUUAAAGGCGUUGACGCUCGUCCUGAGCCCAGUGUUUGGGGUGAGCGUCUCCCUUUCAACACUGUCUGUGGCGAAUUUUUGAACAACUCUGCUGGUUGGGUGCAUUCUGUUGCUUUCUCUCCUAGCGGCGACGCCCUAGCGUUCGCCGCCCACGAUAGCAGUAUCACCAUUGUAUAUCCCACUGCCCCUGAACAACCCCCAAGGGCUGUCAUCAGCGUCAAUACGCAGCUCCUCCCCUUCAUGAGUCUGAUAUGGAACGGCGAGAGCGAGAUUAUUGCGGCUGGCUACGAUUGCGAAGCCUUCAGAUUCAAGGGCGGCCCAUCUGGCUGGCAGCUGAGUGGAACACUAGAAUCUAAAGGAAGACCCGGCUCAGGGGACGCCCGAGAAGAUUCUGCUCUGAAUAUGUUCCGGCAAAUGGACUUGAAAGGCAAGGUCAAGGAUGAUACUCAACUAAAGACCGUUCAUCAGAAUACCAUCUCGACCGUGCGCGUUUACGAGACCAAUGGCGAAUCUGUCACUAAAUUCAGCACAAGCGGAGUAGAUGGUAGAAUUGUCAUCUGGCACACAUAGACUUAUAGAUAGUAAACCCCACGAGCGAAUUGAGGUGUCUCAAACUCCUUCUCAUCCUUUAUCCCUUUAUCUGCCGUAUUUAUCACUUCUCUUCAGUUCUAUUCUUGCAUAUACGCGAGAAGUCUAGGAGUUUCCCGUGCGU
This is a messenger RNA of Hypoxylon fragiforme, 1487 nucleotides long. RefSeq names its product actin-related protein 2/3 complex, subunit 1. Gene Ontology annotation, cellular component: Arp2/3 protein complex; actin cytoskeleton. NCBI's taxonomy places the organism in Eukaryota, Fungi, Ascomycota, Sordariomycetes, Xylariales, Hypoxylaceae. Gene Ontology annotation, biological process: Arp2/3 complex-mediated actin nucleation. Gene Ontology annotation, molecular function: actin filament binding. The coding region runs from base 254 to 1345 and encodes 363 amino acids. The record is from RefSeq and is a predicted model, not a curated record. The transcript has 3 exons.